UUACGGGUAACGGUCGAUGUCUGUGUUGUCGCUUGUGGCUCACAUUACAGCUUCUCCCUCCUCUGUCUUUGAGCUCUUACUGCUCCAGGGUAAUGGGCUGAAGCCAGCAUCCCUCCGUGAACAACACUUCAAAAACACACAUUUGUUGUCAUAUCUCCACGACAGUAGUGUGCAACUCUUGCUGCUGUGGUUAAGUGAAAGACACCUUGCCAGGUCUAUCACAGCCAUUAUAAACCUGAACAUUCUAUACAUCUUACAUAUUAAAAGGCGACAAAUGUAAAUUGCUCUUGUUACACAAACAUUAAGGGUUUGUGUGGGUAAUGAUGGGCAUUGCGGUGCGUGGAGUGAGUGCAGUAGUAGCAGCUGUCAGCAUACUACUGGCGGCAGCCUACAACCUAGACCUAGAGAACCCUAUGCUACUGCAGCCUGCAGACCAGUCAGGCAUACACUUCGGCUUUUCCCUUGCUCAUCUCUACGACGGCACACACAGACGGCUGCUGGUGGGAGCUCCUCGUGCCAACACCAGCAAGGAGCUGCAGCGACCAGGGGCGCUGUACUCCUGCCACCUCGACACUUCCACUGACAAGUGUGAACAAGUGACAGUGAAGCAAGACAAGUACAGGGAGUGGAUCACUGAAGAUAUACAGGAUGACCAAGGCCUUGGCUUCUCACUGGCUUCUGACGGCAAAGAAAAUAUUGUGGUGUGUGCACCUCGCUGGCACGUACACGAACUCUCAGGAUCUCGAGCCAAGGACUUACCACUGGGAAUAUGCUUUGCUAAAAGAGGCAGUGAACCUGAGUUUGAGUCUUUCUCACCACCCUAUGCGUUCUCUGCUGUGCAAGACAUCAGUUACCUCAACAAUGGUUCAUGUCAGUUUGGGAUGAGUGUAGCUCAUGGUAAGGGCGAGCAAUCUUUCACGGUGGGCUCUCCUGGCUGCUGGAACUGGCAAGGUGACACGUGGGAGAUGGAUUUAGAGCAGUCGCUAGAGAGCGUCACUUCUCUGAGACGAGUGAGCCAUCUCACCCUCCAGGACGUUGAUCAGAUCUACGACGCCAGCGCGAGCUCCCCGCUACCACUUUAUACUACAGUGACGGAUCUGUAUCUGGGCUACAGCGUUGCCGGCAUAAUAUUUGGCGGUGCUCCUGCCAUAGUGUCCUCAAUGCCACGGACUGUAAGCACCAGGCAGCUGAAAGUCGAUGACAGGGACACUAUUCUCGGCCCCAUCAUCUACAUACUUCAGCAGGAUACCUUUAACCAAAAUAAACUGAACGUUAUGGAUAAAAUGAAGCCGCCGGAGACCUCGAGUAACGACAAGGACACAGGAGAUACCAAAUUCACAUUUUUUGGUUACUCUCUGACCACACUUGAUGUUAAUGGUGAUGGACUGGAGGACGUGGUUGCAGGCGCUCCUUUCUACUACGCCUCAACUAACUACGACCAAGGGGCUAUUUUCGUGUAUAUGCAGAAAACAUUCCACUUGCCAGGAGACGUUAGCCAGCAACUGGGAUAUCAGAUGGAGGGAGAGAAGACUGCAGCUCCUAGGAUGGGUAGUGGGCCUCAUGGUCGCUUUGGAAGCUGCGUGGCCGCUCUGGGAGACAUAGAUAACGACGGCUACCAUGACGUGGCCGUAGGAGCGCCGUUCCUGCCUGACGGUGGAGCUGUCUUCGUCUACAUGGGCUCCAGCAACGGUCUUGAGAAGGAACAUAAGCAGGGUCGAAAGUGGUGCUUAGUUUAAUCUGGACUCUGAACUUCAGUAGCUUCAUGGACCUGACCAGUGAAAAUUGUACCUAUAAAAACCAGAGAUAUUCUUGUGUUCAGGUCUCUGUCUGCCUCAACUAUCACAAGAUAAAUGAUAACAAAUUAGACGCCCAGACAUUAGACUUCAUCUUCAGUCUGAGUGCCGACAAGGCGAAGCAACGCCUCCUGUUCAAUACUGGUUCAUCAAGCGUAAAUGACGUGAUGCUUGGGGUGCCGGAAGACACUGAAAGAUGCCAAACAUACGACAUCUUGGCCAAACCUGACAUACAGGACGUAGUGAAGCCAUUCCCAAUUAAAGGAGAAAUAAGCCUUAUCAGUACGGACAACAAGGUGAUGUUGCACCCAUCGAGCGAGGUCUACAAGGAGGUGGAGCUAGCUAUCCAGGUGCACUGUGCCAGUGAAGAUGUUCGUCUCUGCCUCAGUGAUGUCAUACUGAAAUAUAAUAUAGUGAAGAACUACACACUGAUGGCCUCACAACCUAUAGAGAUCUCCUUCGUGGUGGAGAACCGGGGUGAGACAGCCUACAACACUCUCUUUAUGAUUGACAGUUUUGGUGAUCUACUUCUGUCUGAGUCAACGAGUAACAUUGUGUGUCAGAUCGUGCUGGCCAACAUACACUGUAAUAUAGACUCCAUCUUCACCAAUAACUCUAAAGUAAGUUCCAUUAUUCUCUCAGCAUAUUUUUCAACUUGUUAUAGUAGUUUCAUUCAAGAUAAAGCCUAUAGAGUGUGCAGUCCGGAGUUCCUAGAUGAAGAAAUUAAGAAAAUAUUUGACAUUGGCAUGAAACUGCGGCAUCCUAAGGUGUUUGUGGAAUCUGCCUUGCUGACAGCUAAGAAAACUUAUUGUAGAACAGAACCUAAGGUAACACCUCAGAGUAAGAAUGUGCUGGUCCUCCCAUAUAACGAGAAUUUAUCUAUCCUGCCAAAUGCUCUUAGAAGAUUAAAUAUUCAAGUAGUAUUUAAAAAUUCACGGACUGUUAGAAGCAUCCUGAUGAAGAAUGCAUCCCAACAACGUGUCGGUGGUAUCUACAAAGAUGGUUGCAAUGGCUGCAGCCUAUCCUAUCUGGGACAAACUGGAAAGUCAUUGGAGGUGAGAAUGUCCCAACACCGUUAUUCGAUACGUAUAGCAAAGGAGUCAAACGCGAUUUUCAACCAUAUUAAAGCCUGUAAUAACCCAGCAAACUGCCAGGAACCAAGAGUCAUCUUCCGUUGUUCCUCUUGGCUUGAAACAAAUAUUGUGGAAUCGGCAGUUAUUAAGCAUGAGAUCUCCUUCGUGGUGGAGAACCGGGGUGAGACAGCCUACAACACUCUCUUUAUGAUUGACAGUUUUGGUGAUCUACUUCUGUCUGAGUCAACGAGUAACAUUGUGUGUCAGAUCGUGCUGGCCAACAUACACUGUAAUAUAGACUCCAUCUUCACCAAUAACUCUAAAGUGGAGUUCAGAUUAUGGCUGAUACCUUCGGCUAACUUCUUCAGCUCCUUGAGGACUCACGAGGCAGUCUUCAACAUGACAGCCAACGUGACCACCACCUCGGGAGUGACCAACCCAGCUGCGGCUCACACCACCUUCCAAAUCCCGAUCACAGUGACGCCAUCGUUGGAUUUAACGAAAGAAGCUUCAGUACCUGGUGUAGUAGAGUACAACAACUCGAUCUACUUCAAGACUCCAUCAGAGGCUACGUCUGAAGAAGAACUGGGAAACGAGAUCAAACACAAGUUCAAGAUCUUCAACGGCAACAAGUUCUCUAUUUACGCAACAGAGGUCACCUUAAUGUGGCCACUCAAAAUUGACGGAAUGUAUCUCCUUUACCCGAUGGGAUACCCAAGUAUCACUGGGGUCCGUCCUGAAUACUGCGUCUUUACUGGGGAGGAGCUCAAAUUUAUGGAAAGCUCGUCUGAUAAAGGUUAUCAAGAAAGACUAGACACAAGAACUCUUACAAUGCUUGACAAGAAUGUUCCUGGGUCAGUAGUGGCUGGCAAGAACACCGAGUAUGCCUUGUUUAACUGUUCUUUUGGAGAACUUGGAGAGAAAGAGGAAGUAUACAUCCAACUAAGAUAUCGUUUGGUACAAAGAACGAUAGAAAAGCUGGAAGUUGGUAGUGACUUACAGAACAUCUCAUCACGAGCAGAACUGAAGAUGCUGCAGCUUCCUCUCAGUGCUGAUCCUCCGUCUGGCUCUUACGUCUCAUACAUCUUCACUGAGAUAUCAUACAAGGAAGGUUCACCAAAAUUUGCGGUGGCUUGGUGGGUGUACUUAGUCUCAAUACUGGGAGGUCUACUUUUGCUUGUUCUCAUCGCUCUUAUAUUGUGGAAGUGCGGCUUCUUCAAGCGCAACCGUCUUAAGCAACCUGACAACUUGAGCCAAAAAGAGAAAAAGGGAGAAGAAGAGGAGGAGGAGGAGGAGGAAGACAACCCAGUAACUCCUCACACACCAAUGUUAAAGAUGACUGAGAAUGCCAGUGAGGACUUCCAGUUCAGUACAAAUUAAUCACUCUUGGCGUUACAUAACUAACCAGACAUGAUAGUUACUUCGAGGGAGUCUACCCAAGGUGAUACAACUUUUUCAAGUGACUCUGAGAGCUGACAAGUUCCGCCUAAGAUGAUUAGUUCUGCAGAGAAUGUUUAUCUCAAGUGUCGAGAGAGUCGCAUACAAGAGGAAAUUAGUGGUACAUAAACUGGAUUCACAUAAUACAUAGACACUCUCACUGCUGAUCUCGAGUAAGAGAAUCUCAAGGUCAGUAGUGAACAAGAACUGGAUAAUUGUACUGCAUUAUCUGUAUAUAAUAAAAUGCGCAAUUACAUUUUUUACUUUAUCUUUAUUGACAGUGAUGUAGGUAAAUGGUCCAGAGAACCGACACCUUGAUGAAUUACACACUUGUGCAACACUUGCGUAUUUUUAUUGUGGAAACAUUUCUCCAUCCAGUGGUUUUCUCAGUCCAGUACAGAGAAGAAUGGUUGAAGAUCAGGGGAGUUCGAGGUAAUCAGUCCCUCAGUCUGGAGUCAAUGUGAUUGGUCCAUCACAUCUUUACAAGAUUGAUGGGUUGAUCACAUUGACUCCAGGCUGAGGGACUGAUUACUCAGACCCCUUCUGAUCUUCAAGCAUUCUUCUCUGUACUGGACUGAAGAAGCCACUUUAUAGCGAAAUGUUUCCACAGCAAAGAUACCCAAGUGUUUCACUAGUGUCUAUUCACCAACUUUGUCUUCACACUGAACGUGACGACCAGGACGAGAUACUUUAUAACACAACAACAGCCAGAAUGUAAAAGUCUCAUUAUUAAUACAUUUUGUUAACUAUGAGUGUUGUUAUCAUCGGUCUCACGAUCAUCUACUCGGAAUUUUUGUAAAUCAAAAUAUGAUUUUGAAUGAAUAAUUUACACUAGACAUUUUAAUUAAGAUUUGCGAACAUUUGGAUGUAAAGAUUAUCUAGUUAAGUCUCAUAACUUUUUAUUAUAGCAUGAAAAUAUAGUUAAUAUUUUUGAGAAUGAUUAUGAGGGGUUUCACAAUGUGUUUUUUUUUCUGAUGUAUUGAUUUUUUUGCUGAUUAUAAGGAAUUUUUUAUGUAUCUUAAAAAUUUCCUGAUUUGAAGAAUUUGUAAUUAAUAUAAAGGUUCAAUAUUUCGACAUUUAGGCUAAUUUUUUAUUAUAAUAAUGUGUAAUACAAAUUCUUGAAGUUACACAGGAUAUAUACACUGGGAAGUAUAUUUCUUUCAGAGUAUAUAUGCUGAGUCUUUAUUUUAAUCCCUAUUUAAGAGAUUAAAGUAUUUAUGAUUGGUGGUGAAGAAAUUAAGUGCAGCUUGAAUGACCGUGGUGUAGUCGAUAGGCUUCAAACUUCAUUAACCAAUCUUUGAUUUUUUAGAAAUAAUUAGAAUAUCAUUUAUUCAUUAGAUAGCCAUGAUAUGUUUUGAUGACAGUGUGUGCAGGGAAUAUAUGCAGGAGUCUUGUGCAGGGAGUAUAUGCAGGAGUCUUGUGCAGGGAGUAUAUGCAGGAGUCUUGUGCAGGGAGUAUAUGCAGGAGUCUUGUGCAGGGAGUAUAUGCAGGAGUCUUGUGCAGGAGAAAUGCAGGAGUCUUACUUGUGGUUUGAUACCGUUGAGAUGCUAGGGUGAUUUAAGACUGCACUGUACCUGUGAACCACCAGUCAAGGAUGACAAGGAAUUAACACGUCAAGUUCCCGGAAUAGAUGGAAACAGAUACAGAGAAGCGUAUAUAUAUAAUAACAUUACACCUCGUUACAUACACUAGACUGUUUCACACUCUUCCCUAGAUUUAGUUUUUGCAGAGACACGUAAAAUGUAGCGAAUGGACUGUUUUGCAGUUGUAAAUAACGUGUAGUAAUGUUUCACCUCUUAUUCUCAGCGUAACACAAAAUUCUCAACGUCGGAAGGCAAUUGUAUCAUUAUAAACUGUUGAUCAUACACUUCCCUCUUCAUUCAUUUAGGCUGAGCUUCGCCCUCUCUAAUAUUUCUUGGUGUAAUGCCCGUCUGUGCUUUAUGUACAACAUUAUUACUGAGUUAGUUUGGUACUAAUAACUAAAUCACAUGAUUUAGAUUUGGCUUAAAUGUAAAUUAAUCCUAAGUAUUUAAUUAAUCUUAUGUAUUUCAACUCUGUAUCUGACGGGAUGGUGAGGUUCCAUUACGUCAUUGAGUUCUCGGCUUCUAUAAGCCAACUUACUGUCUCUCUCUCUCUCUCUCUCUCUCUCUCUCUCUCUCUCUCUCUCUUUUUUUUUUU
Cherax quadricarinatus is the source of this 6481-nucleotide messenger RNA. The record is from RefSeq and is a predicted model, not a curated record. Lineage: Eukaryota; Metazoa; Arthropoda; Malacostraca; Decapoda; Parastacidae.